Messenger RNA from Carassius gibelio (silver crucian carp), 2682 nucleotides. RefSeq names its product MON1 secretory trafficking family member Ba (gene mon1ba). The record is from RefSeq and is a predicted model, not a curated record. Lineage: Eukaryota; Metazoa; Chordata; Actinopteri; Cypriniformes; Cyprinidae. The coding region runs from base 158 to 1654 and encodes 498 amino acids. Gene Ontology annotation, biological process: protein targeting to vacuole; vesicle-mediated transport. The transcript is spliced from 4 exons.
CCCAGGCAUCAUGUGAUACCUCUGGGAUUCCAGACUGAGUAAUGGAGCGCCACAGAGAUCCAUUGUGUGACAUCAAUAGAACAAGUGUUUGCACCCUUAAAACUAAAAAACCCAGUCCAGAAGAUUCUCGCUUUGAGGGAAAUGAGAAACAGACAACAUGCACAGCAGCGACAAUAGAGGAAGUUGGGAGUUUCAUCCUGAGGACACCUUAACAGAGGACACUGGUAAUUUUCCAUCUACUUUGGCCCAGGUGAACUUCAGUGGGCAAAAAAAGGCAGGUUCCGCUGUGGAUGUCCCAGGUCUGGCUUAUAGGAAUGAAGAUAUAAUGUCAGAGAGUUGGAGGAAACACAGGAAGCAUGUUUUUGUGCUGAGCGAGGCAGGGAAGCCCAUCUACUCACGCUAUGGGAACGAGGAGGCCCUCUCCUCCGCCAUGGGUGUCAUGAUGGCGCUGGUCUCCUUUGUCCAGGCUGGAGGCAACAUGAUUCAGUCUAUUUUUUCAGAUGAGCACACGGUGGUCUUUUUGCAGAAGGGUCCACUGGUGUUUGUAUCCGUUUCUGCCACUCGCCAGUCUGAACAGCAGCUGCGCAGCGAGCUCCUCCAUGUUUAUCAUCAGAUAGUCAGCAUGCUCACGCAGGCCAGCAUAAACCGCAUCUUUGAGCGCCGCAAGAAUUUCGAUCUGCGGCGUCUGCUGUUUGGCUCGGAGAAGGUUCUGGACGGCCUCCUCGAUGUCAUGGACUCUGAUCCCAGCUUCUUGCUGUCAGCUGUCCAAUGCCUGCCUCUACCCUCCUCUUCCAGAGACGCCCUCAGUCACAUCCUACAGAAAGCCAUCACCCCGGAUCUGGUCUUCUCUUUUCUCAUUUCCAAUAACCGACUUGUCUCCGUCGUUCAAGAGAAGACGGUCCUGGAGGAUGCUAGACUAAAACCCAGUGACCUUCAUCUUCUCUUUAACAUGAUCAGGGCCUCUGCUUUUCAGGCUGGAGAGAUAUGGACACCCAUCUGCCUGCCUCUGUUCAAUCCCGACUGCUACUUUUAUGCUUAUGUGGCAUAUCUAGACCCUCCGGAAUGUACUGUAUGCCUUGUUCUUUUGUCUACAGACAAAGAAGCGUUUUAUGCUGUGGCAGAGUGCAAAAGGAAAAUUGAGGAAGCUUUCGCAUCCCAGAAUGCUUUGCAGUGGGUGGCAAACACUCAAUUAUACUACGCUAAUGAUAUCGGUGUAGCUAAUCUCAAGCACUUCCUUUACAAGCCCUCAAAAGUGCUAGACCACUAUCGCCAGCUGCCACAGUUCACAUGCCCAGAGAUGGAGGUGGGAUACAGAAGCCAGCAAGAGAGGAUACGUCUGCUGGAUCUCUAUCGUAACAUGUACAAUCGUAUCCACUGUUCAUCACGACCACUUAAACUCAUCUACCACUCUGCAGGCAAAGAAACUCUGCUGGCAUGGGUCACUAGCAAGUUUGAAAUGUUCGCCUGCUUUACUCCGCUCGUCACUAAGAAAUCAGCUAUCAGUGAACUCACUAAACUGCUGCGAUGGCUCAAAAAGGAAGAGGACCGUCUCUUUAUUUGUCAACUCCCAAGAUACUCCACUGCCCUGCACCCCGGCAGGAGCUCCACAGACAGACCGAAUACAUCAGACACUGGACUUCUCUCUCUCUUGUAACUUUGAGUAGCUAAACGGCCAACAGUAGCGUGCACGUGUUUUACGUGUUAACAAAUACGUAUAUGCGGGGUGGUUCUAGGGUGAGUGGAGAUCCGGGGCUUAGCCCAGAAAAAUCCAUGUAUGUGACUUUUUAUUUUAUGAAUCAGAAAGAUUUACCUUGUUUAAAAUAUACAAAAACAAUAAAAACAAAAACAAAUUUAAAACAUUUUAUUUAAAGUAUUGAGGAAAAUACAUUUGCUUUUUGCAAACAAAAAUCAAGAAUUGCAAAACAAAUGAAACAGCGCGAAAGCAAUAAUUUUGCAAUACAUAUUUUCCAUGGUCAUAUCUAUUAAUUUAUUUGCAACGCUGCUUUUAUUUUGGGUGUCAGUCUAGUUUGAGCCUACCAUAACAUUUUUCCUUUGCGCUUCACUUUUCUGCACGUCUCUCUUUGUGGCACUGUUUUGACAUGGGGGCGGAGUCAAUGGACGGGGGCGUGUACAACAUGCCUCCAUGGAAGUGACAUCAUCCGCCCGAGACGCAGCUCAGCUCACAGAUCCAGGUCCUGUCGUGAUGAGCAGAGACUUUUGAGUGGAUUGUUUAUUUUUAUUCAGUAGCAUUAAAACAUUAAUGUUUUUGUUUUAUUUACUUUAUUAACAAAUGUAUGUGUAUUAGCAGCGUUUGCUCAAGUUAAAGAAGUUGUUAACAUGAACAUCUGCUGUUUAUUUCUCUCGAUGUGCACACUUUUGUGUAUUGGGAUCGCAAAUCAUUUGAGUCAGUUCGGGAGUUCGUAGGGGGUUCGCGAAUCAUUUGAGUCAUUUCGGGAGUUCGUAGCGGGAUCGCGAAUCAUUUGAGUCAAUUUGGGGAUCGCGAAUCAUUUGAAUAAGUUCGGGAGUUCGUAGCGGGAUCGCGAAUCACUUGAGUCAUUUGACUUCCAGUUUGGGAGUUGGAGCGGGAUCGCAAAUCAUUUGAGUCAGUUCGGGAGUUCGUAAAGGGAUCGCGAAUCAUUUGAGUCAUCUGAAUCCAGUUUGGGAGUUGGAGCGGGAUCGCGA